Spirodela intermedia is the source of this 387-nucleotide messenger RNA. NCBI's taxonomy places the organism in Eukaryota, Viridiplantae, Streptophyta, Magnoliopsida, Alismatales, Araceae. The record is from the annotation of a GenBank genome assembly.
AUGCCGGCGCCGAUGACGCCUCCUAUAUUCAGCCCUUUGCUGCCCACGCCGAUUCCGGCACCGCCUCCGACGCCGACGCCGGCAACAAUCCCCGGGCUGCCGCCAGGUCCUCCGCCCGCACCGAGUCCACCGCCGGCCCCUAUUCCUCCACCAAGGCCAAUUCCGCCGCUGCCUGCUCCGCCACCCCCAACAAUUCCGCCUUCUCCUCCUGCACCAAUGCCUCCACCUGGGCCACCGCUGCCAAAACCUCCGCCGAUUCCGCCCUCGCCUCCAAUCCCUACGCCACCACCAAAGUCAACGCCUUUGACAAUCCCGCUACCAAUUUCAUCUCCUCCUCCAACGCCGCCACCCCCGCCAGGUCCACCUCCAACGCCGGCGCCACCAUAG